Molecule: messenger RNA, 4918 nt
Organism: Girardinichthys multiradiatus
Lineage: Eukaryota; Metazoa; Chordata; Actinopteri; Cyprinodontiformes; Goodeidae
Gene: zbed4
Product: zinc finger, BED-type containing 4
Exons: 2
Coding region: 344-4096 (1250 amino acids)
Molecular function (GO): protein dimerization activity; DNA binding
Source: RefSeq, a predicted model, not a curated record
GUUCCUUCCGUCCGACGCUGCGUGGAGCUGCUUCUCCGGCCGAACACGAACUGCUAGCAAACCAGGAGACAAAAGCAACAAAGUGAAGCCCCCUCCGGAUCAAUCAAAUGUGUCAUAUUUAACCGUUUACGAACCGAAUCCCUUCGAUCCCACCCUCAGAGUGAACAGUUGUGUAAAAAGAAGUGGAAAUAAGUUAUAAAUGGACAAGCAGGCACUCAGGGUUAAUGGAAGCAACACACUUAAUACCACACCUGCUUGAGAAGCACCUUAUCAAUGACUACACCUUAAAUAAAGUGACUACACGCAAACCUGACUGAUUUACAGAAACCACUGGGCUGCCAACAUGGAUGGGGAGGAGGAUAUUCCUCAUCUAAGUGAGGAUUUGUUCAGUGAAUGUGACAGUUCUGCAGAAAGUAAAAAAAGAGAGGCGAAAGGGACCUGCUUAAAAAUUGAGGGGCAGGAGGGUUAUGUGUUAAAAUCCUACAGCAUUCAUCCUCACGAUCUCGCGGAUGCAAAGUCGCCAAGUUGCUCAUCAACACUGGAUAAAGAUUCCCUCCCUACUUUCCAUUUAUCUUCUCAGGUAGACAAGCAGUUGGAGUUAGAGAAAGUAUGUGACAUUGAUCCAUCGUCCCCCACUGGUGAAGGACAUAUAGAGAUAGAGAAGUACGCAAACGGCAGUGAACUGAGUGGAAACAUUAAAGACCAUAUCGGGGAUGCAAAUGGAAUGGAAGAGGAAAUGCAAGAUGAUGAAAGGCUAGCAUUUGGUAGCUCCAUUGGCCCUUUUCUAACUCGAGACUGUGAUGACUAUAAUAAUUUAUUAAGUGGAUACACAAGCACCCUUUAUGAUGUUGCCAUGGACGCCGUUACUCAGAGUCUUUUGUCAUCUAUGAGGGGUCACGGCAACCCGAGGAAAAAAUCUCCUGCAUGGAAUCAUUUCUGCACAUCGCCACGGGACAAUACCAAAGCAAUCUGUUUAUACUGCAUGAAAGAGUUCAGUCGGGGCAAGAACGAAAAAGACCUCAGCACAAGUUGUUUGAUGAGGCACGUACGAAGGGCUCACCCCACUGUGCUUUUACAAGACGGCGCAGAUGCAUCCUUAGCCAACCUGCCUCUGUCUUUUCCCUCAUCGAUGAUACCUCCCUCUCCAAGCUCGCCAAAAAACGGAGACUUAACCAACAGCAUUCUUACUCCUGCCUCAAAGAACACGUCACCGUCCACAUCCUCAGCUGAAAAUUCAAGCCCGUCAUCCAAAGAAGUGCUGCCCAAAGUCGAACCAAAACUAGAACAGUUUACCAAUGUUGACGCUGUUAGUAGCAUUCUUCCAUCCAUACAUUCCAGCGAAAAUAAUGUUGAAGAUUUAUUAGACGGAGGGCCCGAGCGCCUUCCAGGAACCCCAAAAGGCUCCAGUUCCCGUCGCAGGUCAGCCGUAUGGAAGCAUUUCUACCUGUCACCUGCAGACAGUUCCAAAGCUGUGUGUAUCCACUGCAUGAAUGAAUUUAGUAGGGGUAAAAAUGGAAAGGAUCUCGGAACAAGCUGUCUCAUUCGCCACAUGUGGAGAGCCCACAAAGAGGUUGUGAUCGAGGAAAACGGACAGGGCAACCACAUUCCGCCACCCUAUACAAACCCACCAUCGUUUCUGCCCCGAACACAGCUACAGGAUGGGCUGGAAAUUAAGAAAGAGUCGCCUCUUCUUAUCACCUCACCAGAGACCAUAUCAGAUGAACUACCCCAAAGCAUGGAGGAGAGCAUGGAAUUUAAGGAGGAGAGUGAAGAGGUUAUGCAUCUCUCAGGGCAGGAUUCCUCUCUUAACCUCUCCUUUAAAACUCAGGGGGAUGAUACACCACUGACUUCCUCACCAUGCGACCUCUCUGAAGGCCCCAGCCUCAGUCAGGAUCAUUUAGUUUUCCAACAGAAUAAGAAGAUUAUGAAACGAGUUAAAUCUGAAGUGUGGCACCAUUUCAUAGUGUCACCAGUUGACCAAUUAAAAGCACUGUGUCGUUACUGUCCGUGUGUCAUUAGUCGGGGCAAGAGGGGCGAUUUUGGCACCAGCUGCCUGAUGAGGCAUCUCAUGAGGCGUCACCCGGAUGUUCUCAAAAACCAAAAAAGCACAGACGAGAAGGAAUCGUCUCCUCAUCCCUACGCCAUCCUCACCUCAACAGAUCCAGUUUCAGCCAAAGAAACUGACAGCUCCGGCACUGAGAAAAAAAUGCAAACCAUGCCGGUUUUCAGCAAAAAGACAUCAAAACUGUGGAACCAUUUCUCCAUUUCUGACACCGAUCCCACCAAGGUGAUUUGUUUGCACUGUAGCCGCACAAUUAGCAGAGGCAAAAAGACUACGAACCUCGGCACGAGCUGCCUCUUCAGGCACAUGCAGAGGUUCCAUGGACAUUUUCUUGACAGUAACAGUACUAUCUCAGGUGAUGUGCCGUCUGCUGAAAUUCACGUUAAACAAGAGGCAAUGGAAGCCUUGAUUUAUCAGCCAGAGGAAAACUGUGAGAGGUUUGAUGAACACCAUCCUGUUGCCAAAAAAAUCACCAGGCUUAUUGCGGAAAUGCUCGCAUUGGAUCUUCAGCCAUCAGCUAUGAUAGAGAAUGCUGGACUUAACAGACUGUUAGAGUUCCUCCAGCCUCAGUAUUCUCUACCACCUUCUUCUUAUUUUACCAGCACUGCCAUACCAGAAAUGUAUGAAAGGGUGAAGGAUGUUGUGCUGACCCACCUAAAAGAGGCUGAAGGUGGCGUUGUCCACUUCACAACAAGUAUUUGGGUCAACAGCCAGACAAGAGAAUAUUUGACCCUUACCGCCCAUUGGGCAACAUACGAGUCAAGUGUCCGACCUCAAAGUCAAGACUUCCACUGUUCUGCUCUCCUAAGUGUCUCAAGAAUAGAUUGUGAUCAAGAUAUGCACAACAUCCCAAAGCAGCUUGAGUACCUGUGGGACUCUUGGAUCACCUCAUCGGGUCUGAAAAAGGGGUUUACUGUAACGGAUAACGCUACCAUCAAAAAUACCUUGGAGGAGCAUGGCCAUGUUACCGUGCAGUGUUUUGGACACACUAUAGACCUCAUUGUAAGCGAAGCCAUAAAAAGCCAGAGAAUGGUUCAGAACCUUCUGAGCAUAGCACGAAAGAUCUGCGAACGAGUGCACCGUUCGGCAAAGGCAAAAGAAAAGCUGGCCGAGCUUCAGAAGGUUCACCAGCUGCCAGAAAACCAGCUGAUCCAGGACGUUCCAUCCAAGUGGAGGACAUCGUUUUUCAUGCUGGAACGCCUGGUGGAGCAGAAGAUAGCCAUCGACGAGAUGUCGAUAGAGUGCAAUUUCAGGGAAAUUAUCAGCUGUGACCAGUGGGAGGUAAUGCUGUCAGUCUGCAAUGCACUGAAACCCUUUGAGGUGGCCUGCAGGGAGCUGAGUAACCGCACUGCUACCCUGGGACAAGUCAUACCGCUUAUUCACAUCCUGAACAGGAAAAUAGAUCUUCUGUUUGAUGAGACUGUUGGCAUAGACACUAUGCUGAUGUAUUUAAAGGAAGCGAUGGCAAGCAAGAUGUCUGCCACUCUGCACGACCCACGUUACACUUGGGCCACCAUGUUGGACCCUAGAUAUAAAACAUCAUUGUUCACAGAGGAAGAAGCCGAGCGUUGCAAACAAGAUCUGAUCCAGGAGCUGGAUUUGUCCUCUUCUACCUCAGGUUCAGUUAACUCUCUCCUGGCCAACGGCUGCAUUGAGGACCCAGUUUCAUCCAGCACCUCCUACUCAACCAGGGACAAUCUCUGGUCCUUGAUGCCUGAAAUCAGGCAAAACACAAAACACGAGGAUAAGACAAAGUCCUCAGAACUGGCAGUGCUGGAGUACUUGGAGGAAGACAUUUUAGAUCAAAGCUGUGACCCCCUUGACUACUGGAACCUGAAAAAGUUCCUUUGGCCCGAUCUAGCCAAAGUAGCAGCCCGUUACGUUGGCUGUCCUCCCAGCAUCGUCCCGGCAGAGACACUGUUCAGCACAGCUAGUGUCAACUGUGCUCUAAACCAGCCUAGGCCCUUGCUGGACAACAUAGAGGGGUUGCUGUUCCUUAAGGUCAACCUCCCUUUGAUCUAUUUUCAGUACUGAACAUUGGUGAGCAUUAACUUGAAAACUGUUCUAUCAAGGACCAAGUUGCAUAGCUGUGAAAUGGGUAGUGUUGUGUGGAGCUAAUUGUAAGAUAGGGAUUUAUACACUGAUUCUUAAUGCAAAGGCCAGAUUGAGGGUUCCUUGUAUUGUGUACUACUGUUAAAACACUUGGAGCUGUUGUGAUGAAAUGUCUCAGAAGUGUAUCAGGGAGGGAGGGGUUAUUUUUUUAGCUGUAGGGGGUUGGUAAUGAUGUUUGCUUGUAACCUUCUUUUGUUUUUGUGUUCGUCUACCCUCUCCUUGUGCCUUAACCAAAACUACUUCAGGUCAAAAUGCUGUAAAUAUCAUAGAAAUUGUGCAGAUCUCAUCAGGAUCCGUUUAGAUUUUUUUUUUAUGAAUUAAAAGAUAGAUGCAAAGAUCUUUUUUUUUAAAAAAUAAAAACAUGGCCCAAAAAUAAAUGCUGUGACUGAAAGAUGUUUUAAGUUAAUGCUAUUUAAUUUUUCUUUGUAAAUUUGCGGCUCACGGUACUGUCACUUAGAAAUAGUCCUUUUUAUUUUUACUCGAGAUGUUUUUAAUGAGAUGUAUAAUAUUGCUGUAUUUUCAGAAUAAGGUGGGUUCUUUGGAAUAUACCAGUUGUCUCUUAAGCACAAUUUACGUUUAUUUCCAGGGGGUUAAAUUAUGGGUUUAUUAUUGAUUAAUAACAGUGUACUGUACAUUUUUAUAUUACAUGACUUCUGAACCUAAUUUGAUAAACGUUUUAGCAUUCAGACUGGAAACAUCCAAAUUUUGUGGUCAUUUGUAAAUAAAGGUUUACCUUGAACAGUG